Molecule: messenger RNA, 1746 nt
Organism: Pseudo-nitzschia multistriata
Lineage: Eukaryota; Bacillariophyta; Bacillariophyceae; Bacillariales; Bacillariaceae
Source: the annotation of a GenBank genome assembly
GUCAUAGCGAACAACCAAAACUCCUAUCGACGGAAACAUUGUAUCUUGUCCUAACGAGCAUCGAGGAUCAGGAGUUUCUAGGCUUGCACUGUCCAAGCUUCCAAAUCGUAGUUCGCAUAAACGUACCAACGGAAGUCCUGAUAGCCAAGUAGCACAAACGUGUGCAAUAUUAUGAUGAGGAAAUUCAAUCAACAAAAAUGCUGUUUCCUGUGGCUGAUUGCAUCCCUUCUCCUGCCAGAUCUCGUAGAUUGUAUGAACGGCUCUAUCACAGACAGCGACAAAGGUUUGCAACGACGAAAGGCCCAAAGCUAUCAAUUAAGUAGAGCGUACAGUCAUCACCAAGGUUGUGUCGAUGAUAUGUAUAGUAGUGACCUUGACGGCGAUAUGAAGCUUUCCGAAGACGAGUAUGUGCUUUUUAUCUCGAAACGAAGUCGAGGAGAGAUCGGUGCGGACGGAUAUACUGAACUCCCAUUCUCUCUUAUUUCCACAUUUAUUUACGGAUCUUGUUUCUGCUCCUACAUGUCACACGCACCUUUUUGCUGCGUGGGCGGAGCCGCUAGGAUCGAUUUGGAUUCAUCGCAGUCUAAAUUCAUCGAAGACAAUCUCAUCACAAUCUGCAGAACAGUCGACGAGGCAAUCAAGAACGAGAUCGGCACCUUCGGACCAUCCCCAACGAUUGAGCCUUCUUUCAAACCAUCAGAUGUAACACAAUCUCCAACAUCUGCACCGUCAGUAGCCCCAUCGGCAGCUCCAUCGGCAGCCCCUACUGAAGCCCAGACAUCUGAAGCUCCAACAAUCGCAUCCACCGGAAAUUUAACAGAAUUUCCKUCCCCAGCUCCAUCAAUUUUUAUUGACACGCCUCGUAAGUAACACACAUUGCAGGGACGAUUGCGAUUCAUCUUGGUGCUAGAUUUGGAAAUAGGAGGGCAUAUAUUAUCUCAUUAUUGAAUUCUCUCCUGUAUGUAUAGCACCUGAGCCCGAUGCUUUAGCUUGCGUGAACUUCCAGUACGGAAUCAGAAAUGACGAAGGAUUGACUUCGGCUGAUAUUGAGAACGAAAUUGGUAACAGUUACAAAUCUGACCUCAUUGUAGCAACUCGUUUUGUGACCAUUCAAGCCUUGAAUGAAACUUUCCCAGAGGAUGCAGAAGAACGGGCUCUUCGAAAAGCAUCGACCGAUCGAUCUCCAUCAAAAACACAUAAAAAUCGCUUGACAAUCGUAAAUCUUGGUAGAUUUGGACUGGAUGAAUAUUACAGCCCACAAGGGGAGCGCAUUAGUAGUAUUCUUGCAGUGAAAGACGAAGGGAAAAAGUUUAGAAGACGAACUGCAUAUCUUCCAGUUACCACGGAAAAUCGAAUAAGUAAUAUGGAUAGUCGGCGGCUUGUUUUCUACACCGACUCUAACCCGCCCGUUAUCAGUUCUAUCUUUGAUAACUCCCAUUGUCCGGAGUUGCGGAUCGAUGGAAUCGUUUGCUCCAUAGUGGAUACAAAAGUUUGUGUGACACUGGAAGAAGGAGACGAUGAAGAUGAUGUAAAAGAGGCGCUGCUCGAUGGCAUCGAAAAGUCAUUCGACGACGGUAGUUUCGCAAGCGCAAUCCCUUAGGGAAAGCCAGCUAUACAGAGAAUAGGAAAGUGUGGUAUGGAUUCAUAAGACUCGACGGAACGGAGUCUGUGUAUAACUCAUAAUUCGAGACUGGAUGACCGUUCUAGUACACGUAAAUUGUAAAAUAGUAAAGUGGAAGAAAGUGA